GAAAAGCUUAAAUACACUGAAAUUCCCAUGCUGAUGAUAACUGUAACACCAUUUUCUUUCACGAUCUCAGAUUUGCAGGUCACACACAGCGAAGCAAUUGAAUGAUUAGCGAGAAAUUAUAGUUUUGUGUGGAAACUACGGAGAAAUUACGUAGCAGAGAUCUUGUUUUUUGAUAUGGGAAGAAGGUUCAAUGGUGGACAAUGAGAGUUUCCUUUAAUGGUAACAUUGCAGAAGGUUUCUUUCCUAAAAAGUUUUGGCUUGAUCUGAGUAGAUUUGGCUUCUUAUUAUAGUUUCUGCAAUUCCAAAAACUUCCCUUUUUUGGAUUCAGAGGAGAGGGGGUUGAUUUGAUUAUUACUGUUGUGUUAUCGUUUUGGUUCUGUGAUUUAAAGUUUCGAUUUGUUAGUUUGGAAGGUGAGGAUAAGAGUUUUUCUUCCGGAUUCAGUAGAGAUCGCAGGAGAUAUAUAUCUAUAUUUCUAUAUUUCUUCCGGGUUCACCGACAAUGUGAGUGGUGUGCAUUGGUAGUUUGAAGCAGGGGUUGAGAAUAAAGAUAAAUCGAAAGUCGUACUUAGUUGGUAGUAGUUUUGGGAAAUUGGAUCUUUGAUCUAUAGAUGGUUUCAAGAGGUUGUUUUUCUGAGUUUGGUUGUGGAGGAGAAUUGGAGGAAUUGUGGAUGAGAGGGUAUUCAUUGGCACAAGGGAGAUGAACGGGAAAUCCGUGCAUCUGGAGGGACAAUGACUGGUGGGUCAUUGGGUCUACGUACAGGAAGUUAUGGAUCGCUGCAACAACAGCUGCAAAACAGUGUUUUAUUGCCAAUUCAGACGUCACCCAUUAUUGUGCGCAAGCCCUCAAAGAUGCUUCUGCCUGGUUCAAGAGAUAAGGAAAGGUGUGUUCCACGGAUCUGCAAAUUUGCUGGCAGAAGGAGGGUUGGAAUGCUACUGGUGGUGGCCAUCUCUGUUUUGGUUUUCAUGUCAGUUCUAUCUGUUAUUACUAAAGAUGAAGAUGUAUCAGAGGUUGUUUCUGGACAGCAUAUGCAAAACAUUAGGCCCAACAUCAGCUUGCCAUCAAUUGAUCCCGGUGAUCCCAUGAGUACUAGGUCACAUGAAAACAAGACAGAUAAUAAUUCUGGAUCACAUGAAAACAAGACAGGUAAUAAUUCUUCUUUACAAAAUAAUGUAUCGAUGACUGCUGUAAGCGAAAUCCAGCCGCCACCUCCUUCAGUUUUUACGCCAAAUGCUCUUCCUUUUCGCCAUCCAUGUGAAAAGUUUGCACUUCCACCCCCGCCAAAUGAUAGAAAGCGGACUGGACCACGCCCUUGUCCAGUUUGUUACCUUCCUGUUGAACAAGCUAUAACCCUUAUGCCAAAAGAAUCAUCAACAUCUCCUGUACUUAGGAAUUUAACUUAUGUUUAUGAGGAAAAUUCAAUUAGAACGGAACCAUAUGGAGGAUCUGAAUUCGGUGGAUAUCCUUCUCUGAAGCAGAGAAAUGAUUCUUUUGAUAUAAAAGAGUCAAUGAAUGUACAUUGUGGAUUUGUUAAAGGAAGAAAACCUGGACAUCAGACUGGAUUUGACAUAGAUGAUUUGGACCUUCUUGAGAUGGAACAGUGCCGUGGUAUUGUUGUAGCAUCAGCCAUAUUUGGAAACUAUGAUAUCAUACAACAGCCCAAAAAUAUCAGUGAAGCUUCGAAGAAAAGUAUUUGCUUUUUUAUGUUUAUUGAUGAAGAGACUGAAGCUUAUAUGAGAAAUUCUAGUGUCCUGGAUGGUGGAAAUAAGGUUGGAUUAUGGAGAGUUGUUGUUGUCCGUAACCUUCCUUAUCUUGAUGCGAGACGGAAUGGAAAGGUUCCAAAGCUUCUAUUACACAGGAUUUUCCCUAAUGCCCGGUUCUCUAUAUGGAUUGAUGGAAAGCUUGAACUAGUUGUGGAUCCAUAUCAAAUUCUUGAGAGAUUCUUGUGGCGGAAGAAUGCCACUUUUGCAAUCUCCAGGCAUUAUAGACGCUUUGAUGUGUUUGAUGAAGCUGAGGCUAAUAAAGCAGCAGGGAAAUAUGACAACGCCUCCAUUGAUUAUCAGGUCGAGUUUUAUAAGCAGGAGGGUUUGACCCCUUAUACUGAGGCUAAGCUUCCAAUAACCAGCGAUGUCCCUGAAGGAUGUGUGAUUAUAAAGGAGCACAUUCCCAUUACCAACCUCUUUACCUGUCUCUGGUUCAAUGAAGUUGACCGUUUUACGUCAAGGGACCAGAUAAGCUUCUCCACCACGAGGGACAAGAUAAUGUCAAAAGUAAACUGGAGUAUCAACAUGUUCUUGGAUUGUGAAAGACGCAAUUUUGUGGUUCAGGCAUACCAUCGAGAUUUGUUAGAGCACAUGGCACCUCCGGUCGGCAUAGUUAUUCAUCCUCCUCCUGCAUUAUUGCCAGAGCUUCCUACUGAUAGGUUUACAAGGUCUCCGCCAAAGAAGGUGCCCACUAAGCGUAGCAGAGAAAGAAGAUCCAGUUCGAGGCGUCACCGUAAAGUUACAAUUGGUAGCAGGGAGAACAAUUCAUUUUAGAUCCUUUUGAAUUUUGUCAAAAUAUAUAAUUUUUUUUUCCCUCCCUGUUUCAAAAUUAUUCAAUGCAGGGCAGGAGGAUUUGUGCACUGAGGGGUAGCAGGCCUUGUUUGGAAGAGAGAACACUCUGAAUUUUGUUCGGAAUUGUCAAUAUCUAUUCUUUUUCAUUGUAAAUAUUUUAAUCCGAAAUAAAUAAUAUGAGUUUCCUGCCAUUACUGCAA
This is a messenger RNA of Macadamia integrifolia, 2753 nucleotides long. RefSeq names its product probable hexosyltransferase MUCI70. The record is from RefSeq and is a predicted model, not a curated record. Lineage: Eukaryota; Viridiplantae; Streptophyta; Magnoliopsida; Proteales; Proteaceae. Bases 730 to 2535 code for a protein of 601 amino acids. The transcript is spliced from 10 exons.